AUGGCAGAGCCCGCGCAAUGUCUGGAAGAAGACCACCAAGAGAUCGGUGGCGUCGACCAGUGGGGCGAUUACAUUGCUGCAAUCAAAGCCUUCAAGGCUGUUGCGAGUAACAGCUAUGGGCCACCGCCGGCAACGAAGGUACUAGCACCAGUCACUAAUGCUGGUCCCUCUGACGCUGCUAGCCCCACGGCUCCAGUUCAAGCUCCAGAUACUCCAGCAAAGGCAGCACCUUCACCUCACCCUUCAUCAAGCGGGAGCAAAGCCAUCACCACUGAUAAUCCAGUGACUAGUCAUCAAGCCGAAGCAACUGGCGCACCCUUUCCAGCAGUUAACAGCCCUCUUCGGGAUGAGAGUCCCCAUGGCGUAACACCAGGCAUCUCCUCCGCCGCAACAGCAAAGAAUACUUCCUCUACGAAGAGAGAGGACGAGACAGUCGAACGAAACGAAUCGCCAGUUGUUGAUAGCAACGAGGCGCAAAAUUCCCAGCUAACAGGUGAUUCUAACGCGUCGGAUGAGGUCGUAUUUCGACAGGACGAACUGCGCAUCAUCGGGCCUAACAUCCCAUACACCUUUCGAAAAGACGAAACUUUGAAAACCCCGAAGGCUCUUGGUCAUAUUAAAAUGAGCCCUCCUCAGGUGCAAGAGCCCGGUGAUCGUCAAGUCACUGACAGACGGCCCUCUAGCCGGGGACGCAAUCAUAGGAAGCAUAACCCUCCUGCGAGACCUGCCCAUAUGCAGGAUUCAGAUAAUAAUGGUGUUCUCAUAAAACAUCAAAAUACUGCAGACCAGAUCAAGGAGGCCAGGAAGGCGGAGUUGCUCGCAUUUCAAAAAAAGGAAAUGCAACGAUAUGGAAAGAAAGUGAUGGGGCUCUUGUCUGACGAGUCGCCUGAAACCAUGCCACUCUACCUUGCCCGUCAAGGUCCUGGAGUUGAUCCAGAUUCUGUAUUCUGCAAUCGGCAUCCAUUAUACCUGCUGACCGACUUGGCAGAACGCCUCAAGGACGAGACCAAUGAGGCUCAAAGAAGCCUGGAAAGAGGAGAAAUACGUUCCACAGACGAAAAACAACACGCUGAACCAGCAGUGAAUGGAUGGGCUCUUGGAAAUUUUGCCAACGCAGUCGCAGUAGACUGGCAAUACCGUCCUUGGGAGAAGUAUGGAGAUGAGUUUUUUGCUCAGAAAUUUCGGCAGUGGUUGGACAAAACUAUGAGGAUUGGUUUCAUUGUGGAUAUGACUCAAGAGGAUUUCAAAAAUGGAGAAUAUCAUGCCAACCUUGAUACUGGAAUGGGGCCUGCAACAUUUAUCUGCCCAGAAACCCUACGAGAUCCCUCCGAUGCCGAGACCCUGAAGCACGCUCAUGAGACCGCAAUUGGCUACGUGCACAAUUGGAAUAUAAGAAUUCGUCAAGAGCAAGAGCGUAAGGAUCUAGAGGAGCGGGAAAGAAGACGGCUAGCCAUUCUUCCGAAGCCGGCCUUAGAGUCCAGCGAACUGGUGCCAUAUGCACCAAAAAUCAACAUGUACAUCCGCCCCGUUGAGCCAAAAGAUAUCGCUGCGCUUGUUGAACUCUUCAACUGGUAUGUCAGAAACACUUUGCGUCGUGCAGACUUAGAAGAAAUAACGUAUGACGAGAUGAGAGAGCACAUUGAAGAGCUUCGGACAGACAGAUAUCCUUUCUUGGUUGCCGUGGAGAGACAUCCCAAGGCCUGGCACGCUAUGAACCACGAAGCUGAAAUGCUACAUGGUUUCUGCUGCAUUAGCGACUUUUCUGGCCCACUCUCCACUCAACGAUUUACCUGUGAUAUUGAAUUGUUCGUGCACCCUAAAAGAUUCAAGUUGGGAGUGGGGAGCUGUCUUCUGGAUAAGAUGGUUGAAAUCUGUGAUCCCAAAUACCGCGCAAGAGGUGGGUACACUUUUGAUUGCGCCCCUCAAGUUCAAGAUGUCUACACUUCGGGACUGUCUCGUCCAGUUAUGAGACUCGCUGCCGUAAUCCACCACUCGAACGACGAGGCCGCGGAGUAUUCUUGGAUUAAAAAAUGGUUGAGUAAAGAGUUCAACUUUCAAGAACAGGGCUACCUCAGAGGAAUUGGUGUCAACAAGAAAAUUCUUGUCAAUGCUGGCUACAUGGUGUAUAACACUAGCAUCGGCAUCCCAGAAAGCAGGUAG
Microsporum canis CBS 113480 is the source of this 2160-nucleotide messenger RNA. RefSeq lists its product as hypothetical. The transcript is spliced from 3 exons. The coding region runs from base 1 to 2160 and encodes 719 amino acids. The record is from RefSeq and is a predicted model, not a curated record. NCBI's taxonomy places the organism in Eukaryota, Fungi, Ascomycota, Eurotiomycetes, Onygenales, Arthrodermataceae.